GUGACAACUUAUCGCGAGAUUACAUAUCAGCAAGGCAGAGAAAAUGGAAGGCUGUGCUAGCUAGCUAGCCGAGUGAAUCUAACCGUAACGGGGAAAUUAUCGUUUAUAUUGAAGGUACAUGGAGAGACAAGUGGAAUGACACUUAACACAUCCUGAAAGUUAGGCUUUGGCAGCUGUCAGCAUAUUGGUUCCAGAGCCUUUCCAUCUGUUGAUGUCAGUAUGGAAAAUAACAGCAUCGCAGAUGAUGAUGAUAAUGCAGGGGAACAGCAGAGCCAGACAGAGGGGGGAGAGUCGAGUGUUAGGCCAACCUUGUCCCAGGUUAAAAAGUCCUGGGGCUUCCGGCGGACAACCAUUGCUAGAAGGGAGUUCAUGGAGGAAGUUGGAGACCUAACACACAGCCCUCCAGUUGUACGGAGAGGGAGAAGUCGUCGAACCAACCAGACUCCACAGACCACUACAGACACCCGCGCAACCCAGAAAGCUACAUGCACAGCUAGGAGUGUUAUAGAUGACCUUGAGUGGUCUUCUCCAUCCUCACCUGCAUCAGAGGAGAGCAAGCCACCCUCAGAAGCUUCUGCAGGAGGGAGCCUUGACCCCAGCUUAUGGCAGGAUUUUGGGUCUGCCUUCCACACUGCCUUCUCACUGCUUGGUGGGAAUGAGGGCAUGUCACUGGACAUGCCAGAUACACUGGCAGCCCCUGACAUUUUGGAGGCUACUGAUGCCAUCGAGGACCUUCCUCCACAGGCUAUAGAUGAAGCUGAGGCGCCUAGUAAUUUGGAAUCUGCUGAUGACAUGGACAUUUCGCAGCCGCUUGCUCCUGACAAUGUGGCGGGAAGAGAAGUAGAUGGUGUGGUGUUGAUCUCUAGUCAAGAAGAGGACAGUGACGAAAUGACUCUGUUACAGAUUAAGGAGCAGCUUGCGAAUAAAGGCAGGCAGGGAGACAUGAAAGCGAGAGGGGGGAAAGGUGGAAGAGGAAAGGCUAGAGGAAGGGGGAGAGGCAGAGGAAGAGGUAGGGGAAAAGGGAGAGGAAGGGGCAGAGGGAGGGGCAGAGCAGUAGAGCUUCAGUCAAGCAUUGCAGAUGAUGUGGACAGUGAUGAUGAGGUGAUGUUUGUCAGUGCAGCUGAGCAGCAGGAGCAGCAGCAGCAGCAGCAGCAUCAGUUGCAACAGGUGGAAAAGGAAAAUGAGCCACACAGCCCUGCUCAAAUAGAGAUAUCGCCUGCUCACUCUGAUGUCAACCUGAGUCCUGCACAGCGAUCAAACUCAGACUGCAUAAUCAUAGACACCGAUUUAGACCAGAUUACUGAUGUAACUCCUGGCCAGUAUGACGAUGCAAUAGAGGAGGAGGAGAAGAAAGAUGAUAAAAAUGAAGGAGAGUAUUCAAGCAUAUCGGACACUGAGGGUUAUAACGCCACUGCUCUUUACUGUAUCUGCCGACAAAAACACAAUAAAAGGUUUAUGAUCAGCUGUGACAGUUGCCAGGAGUGGUUCCACUGCGACUGCGUUGGUAUCAGUGAGACACAGGGCCGUAAGAUGGAGAGGAAAGGGCAAGAGUACAUCUGCCCACCCUGCACUACAAAGAAGCAGCUUCAGUCUGAGCCUCUCCCUCAACCUGAGCAAGAGCCAGAGCCUGAGCCUAGCUUUCCUGAAUGUGUGACACUAAGUCCCUCCUGUGAAGAAGCGGAGGGGCGUGAGGAGCAGCCGGCCCUCAAGGAGACUGUGGUGGUGGAGGAGGCUCCUGUAAAGAGGCCAGAGCCUGAACCCAAAGCUGAGAUGGAGACGGAUAGCUCUCUUCCCCUGUGCAUUGGACCUGGGUGCUCCAAACAAGCCUUACCAGACUCUGUUUACUGUGGCACCGAGUGCAUCCUUCAGCAUGCUGCUGUCACUAUGAAGACACUAUCUGGCCCUAAGGUGCCUAAGCCCAGAGGACGGCCACAGAGAAAAGCUGCCACUGCCAAACCAACUGCAAAGGGUCAGAGGUUGGUUAGGAUGUCUAGGAGGUUAGCAGGAAAAGCUGAGGAGGAAGGUGAAGAAGAAGAGGACAUGAAGGAGGAUGAUGGAGGAAGUAAGGAGGCUGCAUCUCCCUUAGCCUGCGACCCCAGUCUCACAGAAGUUCAGGCCACUUCCAUACCAUCAUCUAAGUUUUACACAGCGUCUACAAUGGACAGUGAACAGAUAGGGACUGACAAUGAGGCUGUAACUCCUUCAACACAGUCCCCAGAGGACACUUCUACAGAUGCUGCUCCCCCUUCCCAGCCUGUCACUGAGCCAUUCCCACUACAAACAGACUCUGAAGAAAAAGCAAAGGAGCCAAUAAACAGUGGUGUGUCUAGGCAAAAAUCUGUGGAAUCCGAUCCCCCAGUACCACCCACCCCAGCAAAAUCUAGUCCCUCUCCAGUUGCACAAUCCCCAACCACCUCAGCACCCAGACAUCAUGAAACUGGGGCCCUUAUGGUCUCUAAGACCACAUAUGUCAUACCAAAGAAGCAGUCUGGACCUCAGCCUCCAUCUGUGUCAGUCUCAUCAUCAUCCCAGAAAUCAUCUUCAGCCCCCACACUGUUGAAUGAAACCAGAAACCUGCUGGUGCCUCCUGCGCCCAGUGCUCCCUCCUCCAGACCCCCUCAGCCCAACAACCAGGUCAGACAAAGCAUCCAGCGCUCCCUCACCAGCAUCCUGUUCAAAAGGGUGUGUGAUUGUGAGGAUUUGGAAAUGUCUGAAGGUGACGCUGCAAAGCUUGUUGCAAACAUUGAGAUGGAGAUGUUCGACAUAUUUCGCAACACAGACAGCAAAUACAUGAACAAGUACAGAACUAUAAUGUUCAACCUAAAAGACCCAAGAAACAAGGGCUUGUUGUAUCGGGUUGUACGUGGAGAAAUCAGUCCCUUCAGACUGGUCAGGAUGACUCAGAAAGAUAUGCAGGCUACCAAGGCACCAGAACCAAGUGCAAAAGAGUCACCAGAGGUUAAGGAUGCAGCUGCCAAAGCAACAACUCUGCCGAAGCCUGAAGCAGUGAAGGUUGAUUUGCCCAGUUUGAAUCCUGCUAAACCUGAUAGAAGAUCCAACAAAAGACCUGAUAACAUGGUUGCCUCCCAGGAACAGAAGAGAAGUCUUCCCACUCCCGCUCCUGCUCCUCCUCUCAAGACCAGAACAAGCCAGCCAAGCCAGAGCAGCGCUAUACCAGAUAUUCUCACCUGUAUGCUUAAGGACACAACAUCAGAACACAAAGCUCACCUCUUUGACCUGAAAUGCAAGAUAUGCACAGGCCAGAUACUAGCUGGGGAAGAGGAGGAACCUGCAAAGAAGAAACCAAAGGUUUCUGAAACAAGAGAUAAGCAUGAACCCUCUUGGAGAAAGUCUGCAGGGGAUGACUCCCCUCUGCGGGCACCACCUGACUCACCUGACUUGGAUUCUCCAACAUCUACCUUAACGGAUCCCUCAUCCCGCCUUAUCAUUGAUGCUCCAGCGUUAACUAUAGUAGAAUCCCCUGCUUCCCCCAUAAUGGAUUCUCCAGCCUCCCCUACUUUAGAGUCUCUGCUUCUCCUGUCACAGAUUCGCCUGCAUCCCCAACUCCAGACACUUUCCAAAGCUAAUACACAAAAGAGAGCAUAUACACCAGUUGUGAUUCCAGCUGUCUCCACUGUAACCAUCACAAGACGCGACCCCCGCACUGCAGCAAGCAGGUUCUCUGCUUUGUCUAGUACCACCUCUGGUCUCAGUAAAACAACCCAUAACCAAUCAGCCCUUUAUGCACCUCUCAAAGAGGCUAGCUCUGCCUCGCCCUCUGCACCAGUGUCCUCACUACCGCCAACAAAAACUUUACCUAAAUCUAUCUUAAUGAAGCCAUCUUCCUCAGCAGAUCCCAGACUCUAUGGCAUAUCCUCCAGGACCGUGAUCUCUGAAUCACCAGCUGAUGGUGAAACUGCUCAGUUCCUCGCUAAGCAAGAGAUCCUGUGGAAAGGCUUCCUAAACAUGCUCACUGUAGCCAAGUUUGUCACCAAGGGAUAUCUGGUUUCAGGAUCUGCUGAAAACCUUAAAGCGGAUCUGCCUGAUACCAUACAAAUUGGGGGACGAAUCAUGCCUCAAACAGUGUGGGACUAUGUUGCAAAACUGAAGACCUCCCUUACAAAGGAGUUAUGUGUGAUCCGGUUUCACCCUGCAACAGAGGAGGAAGAGGUGGCCUAUGUCUCCCUGUUUUCGUAUUUCAGCAGUAGAGGUCGUUUUGGUGUUGUUGCCAAUAGCAGCCGCUCCAUCAAAGACGUAUAUCUUGUCCCCCUCAGUGCAAAGGAAUCAAUACCAUCCAUACUACAACCUCUCGAAGGGCCAGGGCUUGAAAAAAACCGGCCUAAUCUUCUUCUGGGUCUGGCAAUCAUCCAGAAGGCAAAACGUCCAGGAAACUUGCCUCAGGAAAUUGAAGAGAAGAGACCCAAAGUUCAGAUGUCCAAAGACCCCAUGUGGAUCCCAAAACCUCCAGUCCUCUAUGGUUCUGACAAAUUGGAGAUAUUUCAACCCUAUGAUCCAGAGACUCCUGCUAGUACCACCCCUCCUGGUUCACCAUCUUGCCCUGGGUCACCAUCGGAUUCUUCAUCUUCUGGCUCAGUUACCAUACCAUCUCUUUUGACUUCCAUUAGAGAAACCCCUCCUUUUUCUACCUCAGUGGCUGUUGCUGCCACUCAGCCCACCUCCAGUAACAUUUCUGACAAGAAUCCCACAACAGAAUCUAGUAAUAAGACACCACUACAGACUAUCUUGAAGACUUUGUUUGGCAAUAACCAAACAGAAUCCACAGUCCCCUCUGAUGGAAGUUCUGUAUCAACAACAGUAAGUGCUAAGAAGAUCCCAGGGUUUUCUCAGGUGUCUGGAUCAAUCGUGGAUCUAAUUGUCCAGCAAUAUGGGCAGAAAUCCAAAGUCAAAGAGAUAGAAGAAGAGGAAAAUGAUUUUGACCGGCCAUAUGACCCAGAGGAGGAGUAUGAUCCAGCCAUGGGAUAUGCAGUGGUUGCUCCACAAAACAAAGAAAAAAUUAAGAGAGAUGGCGCUUCAGUAUCAGGCUUUGUAGACGAUGAUGUAGCCUAUGAUCCAGAGGAUGAGACUAUCUUCGAAGAUAUUCAAAGUGAUACUGUUGUAACAAAAGCCCCCACUCCAACUCAAACAUCAGAUUCUCCAACAUGCCCAACACCACUUUCCACCCAGGUUGUAACACCAGCUGCCACUUCAACUCCAGUGCAAACUUCUACCCCAGCUACAGUAAUGCAGAGCCUUCUUACAGGCACUGUGGUGGUCUCAGCUGCAACAUUGACAGAGCAACAGCGCAUGCUUGAGGAGCUAAAUAAACAGAUUGAAGAGCAAAAACGGCAGUUGAAGGAGCAGGAAGAGGCACUACGUCAACAGAGGGAGGCUGUGGGUAUGUUCAUGGCCCACUUUUCUGUUUCUGACUCCCUGAUGUCUCCACCAUCAAAAUCUCUGCCCCUCAGUCAACUAUCAUCUCUCCAGAGCAGCAUAAUGCAAACAGAGUCAAAGACUUCAGAAUCAACAGACAAGACGAGCAACCCAACAGAGACUGUGGACAAAUCAAAUGUGGAUUCCCAGCCUGUUAAGCUAGAACACACCACUUCCAUUCCUCAUCUAAAAAAUGACACUGAUACUGUUACAGAGCAAGAUGAAACACAGGAAAAUGUGGAGGAUAGUGACAAAUAUUCCUCUGCAGGAGAGAUUCAAGAUUCUGAUGUAGCUUAUGACCCUGAGGAUGAAUCACUUUUUAAUGAAAUUCAAGAGGAUGUAUUUCAGGGAGGCAGUGUAAAGACACGUGAUUUAUCAGGGCAUAGUGCCAGCCGCAAGGGUGCUACUUCAAGUUCAUACCACAGCAGAAAACGAAGGUCAUCACCAAAGAGGCGGAGUCAUCGUGAAAGGGACUCCCAUAGAAGUCCUUCAAGAAGGUCACAGCAGCGUUCUCCUUCACAUUCCCGGAGACGUAGAGAAAGGGAUAGACACAGAAGAAGUGACAGGGACAGGUCAAGGCAUAGAGCUAGAAACCAGUCCGAACGCCAGAGUCGCCAUCGUAAAGAGCAUUCUACUCACCGGCAUUCUCGUAGCCGUAAAAGAUCCCCAUCAUCUCCUAGAAAAAAAGAUUCUGUGUCCCUCUCACCAAAACAACACAGAGGGCCUUCUCCUCAGGUCCUUGAGAAACAUGUAAGUGUUCCAUGUAAUGCUCCAGACUCUGUUGUGGGACAAUCUGUAGAGAAUAACACAUCAUCAUCUACCGCAGUUAAAAGUGACCCUGAUGGACAUCAGUUAAAAUGCAAUGUUGUUGAGAGUCUUGAUAAAGACACUUCUCCCCAUUCACAUGAACAUAUUCAAAAUGUAAAGCUUGAGAUUUCAGAACCACCAAAAUCCCACAGCCUUCAAAAAACUUCAAACAAUGACCAUGAUGACACAGGUAGUGGUUCCUCUACACAGGCGGAUAAACCCUCUCAACAGGAAGUUCUGCUUAAGAACAAAAUUGAAAGUACAGUUCCUCUAAGAGAAAUUGAUCCACCCAUUCGAGAUUCUCCUCAGAGCCCUGAUCCAGAACCACAGUUCUUGAAACCUAGCAGCAUAGAAAAGAGUGACUCUGUGAAGACUGAGGAAAUCAGAGAUCCUGAGACACAUACCAGUGUCUUGAUGCCAUUUGUUAAAGCUGAAAAUGAUUGUCUGCCUAUUGGUAGUAAAGCAACAGUGUCCAAUAUAUUGUGGUCUACUGCGGGAAGUCCACGAUCAAAUCCUAGAAAUGUACAUUGUCAAGCCCCACAUCUUCAGGGCCCAGGUGUCAGAGAUCAGAGUAUGACAGAGGUAGACAAACAAAUAGAAGGGGGAAGUCCAGGCUUAAAGCAUUCGGAAAUGAUGAGUCAAGGCUCAGAUAUACAGGGCUCAGGACCUGAAAUAGACCUUGUGACAAACCAUUCAAGUAAUCCAGGACCAGGUAUGAAAGAACCUUGGCAUAGUGGACAACAGGUAGGGCAUAGAGAAAUAGGAAUUAGAUUCCCAGGUAUGCAAGGCAGGCACCCCAACAUUUGGAGUCCUAGACCACACAUACGAGACCCAAGGAUGGUGAUGCAGAGUUCAGAGCCAAAUAUGAGAGAGCCAGAUAUUCAGCAUCUCAGUACUGAUCGAGUUGGUUCAGGAUCAGUUGUGAGAGGUUCAGGGAUGAGGAGUCCAAUGCAAGAUAUGGAAAGUUCCAGGAUACAAGGCAUGAACUCAGAGGUAAAAGGUUUAGGCCUUGAUAUGAGACACAGGGAACCAGAAAUGAGAGGGCAAAAGUGUGUGCCAGCUGUUUCAAAUUCACAUAUGGGAGAAUCAGGCCUACACAAUGAGAGGAGAGAUCCAGUCAUGAGGGUCCAUUCAUCAGAUAGAUGUGGACCUGACAUAAGUGGCUCAGAGUCAAGAGACCCAUUAUCAUCUUUGCAUUAUCCAAGUCCAGAUACAAGGGGCCUGAUUGUAGCUGAUGAGCGGAGAAGCCAAGAUGUUAGGCCAGGUGUGGUGGAAACAGGGAGAGAUCAGUCUUUUAAGGAGCCACAGAUAGAGGUUAGGGCUCCAGAUAUUAUAGGAAGAGAUAGAGCCCAAAAAGAUAGAGGCGAAAGUCCACAUACUGGGGGUAUGAGAUCUCCAAUGAUGGGUGGAGGUGUACGAGAUCAGAGUCCAGUUGUAAGGAGUCCAGGCCCAUCUCUCAGGGACUCAAUAAGAGUUCAAAGGCAGUCAAGACAUGAUGGCAGUCUAGUUUUAGAGGAAAGGGGCCCUCAGAAAGGGGGUUUUCAGCCACAUGGAAGGAAUGCAGACUUUUGCAGGGUUAGUCAAGAAAGGAGUUUAGAUUCAAAUACAUCUCUGGAUUCAGAGGGUAGAACUCUUAGAACAGAUUUACAAAAUGCACUCAUAGGAGGACCAGGAUCAAUUAUAAGUUAUGAAAGUCGUGGGUCUAACAUCUCCUGCAUUGGACAAGACAGUAGUGGGCCCAGAGAACACUUCAAGGAGCCACAGACAGAUAUUAGGGCUGAAAGGAGUGUGCAUGGCAAGGACAUGAGAGAAUCGGAAACUAUGCAGGAACUAAGAAGGCAAGAUAUGACAAAUAGAAGUUAUAUUGGGCCUGGUCAAGAUAUCAAUAGUAUGGUUGUCUCAGAUAAAAGGUGUGAUACAAGUGAGUCACAUAAUAAAAGCCGGGGUCCACAUAUGAGGGAUCCAGAUUGGAGAAGUCCAGGAUUAGAUAUAAGAGAUGAUUGGAGAGGGCCAAAUAGGAGAGGAUUGGGUUCAGGUAGAGGAAGGCCAUUUAUGCAAGAUGAACUGAAUUUCCAUCAGCCUGUUAGGAGAGGUCCAAACAUGGAGAGCCAGGGGCCAGAUAGGGUACCAGUGGGUUCAGAUUUCAUAGCACCAGGACCUGAAAGGUUAGGACCUGAUAUGGAGGUCCCAGUGCAUGACAGAAGAGGGCCAGGAGGUCCAGAUUUCAGAAGACCAGAGCCUGAAAGGAGAGGUCCAACUGUGGACAUUCUAGGACCUGGCAUGAGAGGACCAGGGGAUGACUGGAGAGGUCAAACUUUGGGGGGUCCUGGAACUGACAGGAGAGGGUGUGGGGGCCCCUAUUUCAGAGGACUAGGACCUGAGAGAAAAGGCCCAGCUGUGGAAGGUCAAGGAGUUGACAUUAGAGGACAAGCAGGUACAGAUUUCAGGGGACCAUGGCCUGAAAGGAGAGGUCCUGAUAUGGUUGGUCCAGGGUCUGACAGGAAAGGACCAGGAGGUCGAGAUGUCUGGGGGCCAGGGCCUGAAAGGAGUUGCCCUGGGACUGACAAGCAAGAACCUGGAUGUUCUGAUUUUAGUGAAUCGGGGCCUGAAAGGAGAGGUCCUGAUAUGAUUGGUCCAGGGCCUGACAGGAGAAGACCUGAAGGUGCAGAUUUCAGAGGACCAGGACCUGAAAGGAGAGGUCCUACUAUGCAGGGUCCUGGACCUGGCAGGAGAGGACCUGGAGGUCUGGAUUUCAAAGGGCCAGGACCAGGGACUGACAGACGAGGAUCUGGAUGUCCAGAUUUCAGUGGAUCACGGCCUGAAAUGAGAGGUCCUGAUAUGGUUGGUCUAGGGCCUGACAAAAGAGGACCUGAAGGUCCAGAUUUCAGAGGACCAGAAUCUGAAAGGAGAGGUCCUUCUAUGGAGGGUCCUGGACCUGGCAGGAGAGGACCUGGAGGUCCAGAUUUCAGAGGGCCAGGACCUGGGACUGACAGACGAGGAUCUGGACAUCCAGAUUUCAGUGGAUCACAGCCUGAAACAAGAAGUCCUGAUAUGGUUGGUCCAGGGCCUAACAAGAGAGGACCUGAAGGUCCAGAUUUCAGAGGACCAGGACCUGAAAGGAGGGGUCCUACUAUGGAGGGCCCUGGACCUAGUAGGGGAGAGCAUGGAGGCCCAGAUUUCAGAGCUGCAGGACCUGAAAGGAGAGGUCCAGUUAUGGAGGCUGCAGGACCUAACAGAGGAGGACCCCGUGGGUCAGAUUUCAGUGGACCAGGGCCUGAUAGGAGAGGUCCUACUAUGGACAGUCAAGAGCCUGACAGAAGAAGACCAGGAGGUCCAGAUUUCCGGGGUCUUGGCCCUGAAAGGAGAGGACCAGGAGGUCCAGAUUUCCGGGAUCUGGGCCCUGAAAGGAGAGGACUAGGAGGCCCAGACUUAAGAGGUCCAGGGUGUGAAAGGAGAGGUCCCUCUAUGGAGAGACAAGGACCUGACAGGAGAAUUCCAGGAGCUCAUAACGCUGGUGGACUGGGUGCUGAAAGGAGAGGUUUUGUGGGAGAUUCUGGGCCUGACUUCAUAGUACUGGGGCCUGAAAGAACUGGACCAGGUAUGGAAGGUCCAGGGCCUCACAGUCAAGGACAGGGAACACCACAGUUCAGGGGUCCCGGGCCUGAAAGGGAACAUCUAAAUAUGGAGGGCCCAAGGCCUGACAGGAGAGGGCCAGGAGGUCCAAACAUGAUAGGACCAAGGCUUCAAAAUUCAAGUCCAAACUUAGAGGACCCAGGGUCUAACAGGAGACACCCAGAGGGUCCAAAUUUCAGGGGUCCUGAGCCAGAAAGAAGACCUCCAGAUAUGGAUGGACCAGAGUUUGAUAGGAGAGGUCAACGCUUUAGAAGAGUGAGGCCUGAAAUAACUGUUAUGGAGAGACAUGGGAAAGGUCUGAGAGGUCCAGAUUUUAGUGCACCAGGUUAUGAAUUUAGAGGUCCAGACAUUGAGGGCCCAGAUUCAGGAGGUUCAGGAUUUUGGGAACCUGGGCCUGAAAGGAGAGUUCCAGACAUGGAGGGCCCAAGACCUGACUGGAGAAGAUCAGGUGGUCCAGACUUAAGAGGCCCAGGCAUCAGACAGAGAGGUCCAAGUACAGAAGGUCUAAGACACAAUAGAGGUGAUGACUGGCAAGAAAGCCCAAGUAUAGAGGACCCAGGACCUGACAGAACAGGCCAAAAUCUGAGGGGUCCAAGGCUUUUGAGGAGAAACGUCAGAGAACCAGGGCCAGAUAUGAGCAGUCUAAAUCAGGGAGACAGAUGGAAAAGCACAGACACAGAACAACAGUGGUCAGAUGGGAGGGGGCCUAAUAUGGGGGAUGAAAGAGAAUAUUCAGGAGAUCCUUGGGAAGUACAUGGCAACAGAGGUCCACCGCCUGUCCAAGAUGGUCUAGAUGAGCAGGGCCAAGAGCAUUGUAGGCAAGGUCCUCAGAGUGAUUGGAGAGGCCCUGGAGGUAGGGGGCCUGCACCUAUACAGGAAAACCCAAAUAUGCCAUUUCCAGGGCCUGUAAGGGGUUCAGGAGAUAAUUGGAGUGGUCCUGGUUGCAGGGGUCCAGGGCGUGUCCACGAUGAUCAGAAUAUGAUGUGUUCAGGGCCAGGACAGAGGAGAGGACCUGGAAAUGAAUGGAGAGAGCCUGAUAGAGGAGUUGCAGGGCCAAAUAGAAGGGGAAUGGGGCUAUUUUUCAGAGGGGAAAGAGAUCCAGAUAAUAGAGAACAAGACCAUGAGAGAAGAGGUCCAGGUUUUAGAGGACCAGGAUCAGAUAUAAAAGGGGGUCCAGAUAUGGCAAAUGACUGGAGACAGUCAGACUUCAGGGGGAAUAUGACAGGGCCAAACAUGGAAGGACCAGGUACUCAUAGGGGAGGCCCAGACUUGAUGAAUCCAUGCCCAAACAGGAGGGGAUUUAAAAAUGAAGGUCUUAAUAGAACAGACCCUGGAGGUCCAGAUUUAAGACACCCAGGGCCUGGAAACAGAAGUUCAAACAUUGAAGGUCCAGGGACUGAUGGGGGGUUUUCAGAUUGUGGGGGGCUUGGAUCUGAGAGGCGAGGUGCAGACAUGGUUAGCCGUGGACCAGGUAGACUAGGAUUUGAACAUGAUUUUAGAAGGGAAAGGAGAGGUCCAGACAUGAGACCGCUAGGCCCUGAUAAAAGUUCAGAUGUAAGAUACGGGCCUGGUAGGUGGGAAACAAACAGUGAGAUGCCUGGGCAUGAUAAAAGAGGUUCAGACGAGAUGGGCCUGGGUUUCAACUCAAGGGGAUUUGAGCCAUCCCUGAAGAAUGACAUGCAAGCAAUGAGACAUUCAGAUCAUUCUGCAUCACUUCAUUUCAGUAGUCCUCAUCAGGUUACUAGAUUCCAAGGCCCUAGUGAUCCGCAUUUUGCACAGUUCAGUGGGCCCCCAGGUUCAGCUCCAAACAGUGGAGGAAAAUCAUGCUUGGGUUCUGACAACCCACAAAAUCAACAAUCCGUAAAACCCCAGAGACACAGAGCUGCCUUACUUCCCACUCCAACAGAAGGUCUCAUACGCUUCCCAAAUCAUAUAAUCAACAAUCAUGAUGUUUUCAGCCCAAAACAAAAACAAAUGGGUUUUUCUACAGACAGGGAGUGGAGUAGAAGUAGACCAGUGGGUCGAAAAAGAGAGUUAGUCCAAGAGCAAAGAGAGGAGCAUGAAAAAAGUCCUGCCCGUAAAAUAAGCACACCUGUAGAUGCAAACACAGGGCCUGGAAAAGAAAAAAGGGAUGACAGCAAUGAAACUAAAAUCAAAGAAUCAAAGAAUGAAUAGUGAUGUGAAUAAAAGCAAUGUUGAGCCAAGUUAGACACAAGCAAAAAAUAAAAACUAAAAAUCAAAACACAUGAUCCCCAUCGGGACAGUAAAGUUGCUAAACUAGACCUGCAAAAAUGUUCUGUAUCACCAUAUCGGAUAGAGAUAUUACAGCAUAACACACGCUGAAUGUAUUUUUCUCAAGGAAAGUAGUUGUCCAUGUCUUACUGGAAUUUCAACAUUACCUACAGUCAAAGCCAUGCAAGAUCAGACAUCGUAGCUUAUGGAAAUGCUCAGAGGUAUUUGAGUUCAUUAUGUUCUAAUUUUGUCUUGUGUUCACAGUAAAUGCAUUUAUUUUUGUUAAGUAGGACUAAAUGAAACACAGUGUGCAUUUCUAGAUGGAAGUAGUCUUGUGUACAGAAAAUGUACAGUUUUUGUUUCUUUGUUUUUUAACAUAGCCAUAGUGUCAGUACAGUAACCUUGAUCUGGCUUUUAUGUUCCUCUGCUGAUAAAAGAUGGCUUGUUUCAAGUCAAUAAAAGUGACUUAUACCUUUUUAAA
Lates calcarifer (barramundi perch) is the source of this 12583-nucleotide messenger RNA. RefSeq lists its product as uncharacterized. Gene Ontology annotation, biological process: DNA-templated transcription. Gene Ontology annotation, cellular component: nucleus. The record is from RefSeq and is a predicted model, not a curated record. Lineage: Eukaryota; Metazoa; Chordata; Actinopteri; Centropomidae.